AUGUCGUUUCCCAAGGCUCGACCGGACUGGAACAAUCUCAAAGUCCUUCACAAAAAUACACUCCCACCACGGGCGCAUUUCUACCCCUACGCUUCCGAGGAAAAGGCCCUCGCAUUUGACCGCGAGAAGAGUGAAUAUAUCUCCCUCAAUGGCACCUGGAAGUUUCGCCAUGACGCUUCACCCUACGAGGCACCAGAAUGGUCAUCAGUCAACCCUUUGACGUGGGACGACGUUAAAGUUCCUGGAAUGUGGCAGCUACAAGGAUAUUCGCACCCGACGUACACAAAUGUCAACUACCCAUUCCAUGUUAAUCCGCCCGAGGUGCCGAUUCUUAAUGAGACUGGGUCUUACUGGAGGCAGUUCGUGACACCGGCUUCCUGGGAUGGACAGCAGAUUCGCAUCCGAUUCGAAGGUGUCGAUAGUGCAUUCCAUCUUUGGGUCAAUGGGACUGAGGUUGGAUACUCUCAGGGAGCGCGAAACCCCAGUGAAUUUGAUAUCACCGCCUUGCUUCAAUCUGCUGGCUCAGUAAACACUCUUGCAGUGCGCGUGUACGAGUUUUGUGAUGGUUCGUAUAUCGAGCGACAAGAUCAGUGGCUUCUGAGUGGUAUCUUCCGAGACGUCGGCCUCUUGGCUUUCUCGAAAGACUCAAUCGUGGAUUUCGAUGCUGUUGCAACCCUCAGCGAGGACCUCUCGAUCGGUGAGCUCCUCACCAGUGUCAAGACACAGGGUGAAAGUGGCACUGUCGAGGUCAAACUCUAUCGUCCUGACGGCAGUCUCCUUGAAGAGUCCAGCUUCCCGUCGACGGAGUCAAAGGUCCUCCAAGUGUCCGGUGAUGACUUGAAGCUGUGGUCGGCUGAAGAUCCCGUCCUUUACACUUUACUCGUCUCAUUUAACGGCCGAACUAUUCCACAGCGCAUUGGUUUCAGACGCAUUGAGCGAAAAGGCGGCAAUUUCCUGGUGAACGGAAGACCGAUCAUAUUGUACGGCAUGAACCGACAUGAGCACCAUCAUCUGUACGGGCGCGCCGUGCCGUAUGAGAGCAUGCGUGCAGACCUCGUUCUGAUGAAAAAUCAUAACAUCAACGCUCUCCGAUGCAGUCAUCAACCUAACGAUCCCAGGCUCUACGAAGUUUGUGAUGAGCUGGGCCUCUAUGUCAUCGCCGAAGCUGAUCUGGAGACGCACGGCUUUGACCCUGUUGAACGGUCGAACAUUCCGAACCAGAAUCUCAUGAGCGAGCAUGAGAUCCAGGAGACAUCGUACAAGAUGGCAACUAAAUGGACCUCUGACAACCUUGAGUGGAAGGACGCUUAUCUUGAUCGGGCUGUUCAGCUUGUCCAGCGAUUCAAGAACUAUUCUUGCAUCAUUUUCUGGUCACUUGGUAACGAGGCGUUCUAUGGUCAAAACCAUGCGAGUAUGUACAAGUGGAUCAAGGAGGCUGAUCCGACCCGUCUCGUUCACUAUGAGGGUGACAGAGAUGCUAUCACUGCUGAUAUGUAUUCCACAAUGUACUGGAGUGUGGAUGCCCUCAAGCAGCAUGUUAUUGACAAGCCUGACAAGCCCAUGAUUCAGUGCGAGUAUGCUCAUGCUAUGGGUAAUGGUCCGGGUGGGUUGAAAGAAUACAUCGAAGCCUAUCGCACCGAGCCGCUUCUGCAAGGUGGUUUCAUCUGGGAGUGGUGUAACCAUGGCCUUCUCAAGAGAGAGGGUGACUUGUCAUACUAUGCGUAUGGUGGUGACUUUGGAGAUCAGCCGAACGACGCAGACUUUAUCCUUGAUGGAAUGGUCUUUUCCGACCACACCCCUACCCCUGGACUGAUCGAGUACAAGAAGGCAAUUGAGCCGGUCACAAUCUCCUUCAAAGACGGCCAGCUGGAAGUGGUGAAUCACUACGGUUUUAGCACUCUUGACCAUCUUUCAGUUUCGUGGCACAUCGUCAAGGAGUCAGGGAACACAGAGCCCGUGCCAUGGCAGCUACCCGAGAUCAAGCCUGGCGAGUCAAAGCUAGUUAGCCUCCCAGAGGGUGUUAGUCUCGGAUCUGAGCCUCAUUGGUUCGCUGCCAACUUCUCCUUGAAGAACGCCACGGCGUGGGCACCGCAGGGACAUGAGAUUGCAUGGGCUCAGGUCCCAUUGUUCGAAGAGCAGAAGCUUACACUUUCACUCUCUCCAACUUCAUCGCCUCUUCCACUUACUGUCAGCGAAGGACUAGGCAAGCUCUACAUCAACUCGGACAACUUCGCGUCUCACUUUACCUACGAUCUGGUCCGAGGUAAUCUGUCUUGGUCCACCGAGUCCGGCAAGGUAUUCAACAGCGGACCUCAGCUAGGAAUCUACCGUGCCUUGACUCAGAACGACAUCGGCGGUGGCGGUCCCUGCGCCGAAUGGAAGCGAUUCCGCGUUGAAAGCUGUCGCAUGCUCGUCCACUCCUCAAGCUGGAACGUCAACGAUGACGGAAGCAUCUCAAUCACAACCAAAGUCCGAGUCGCACCCACCGUCCUAGAAUGGGCCAUGGUAGCCGAUCUCAGUUACACAAUCACCGAGUCUUCCGUCCAUCUCCACGUCAAGGGUGAUUUCACUGGCACUUACCCGAAAGAAAUCCCCAGAAUUGGUCUCACCAUUCGCCUGCCCCGUCGCUACGAAGCUGCAACCUGGUUCGGCCGAGGUCCCGGCGAGUCGUACCGCGACAAGAAGGCAGCCGCUCGCUUUGGAACGUACACAUCCACCCUUGACACCGGUCUUGAGACACCGUACGAGUGGCCGCAGGAGAACGGUAAUCGCACCGACACACGGUGGGUUCGUGUCCACGCGUCGGCCGCCGAGAACGCUUAUGCUGCCUCUGCGGGUGCAGAUUCACCUUUGCCAGCAAUCGAGGCCAGAAUGGACACUCCUUUCAAUUUCUCGCUUAGCAGGUAUGCGAUCGAGGAGUUGGAUCGUGCGAAGCACCCGCAUGAGCUUUCGGAGUUGGAUGGGGAGACGGAGUUUAAUGUUGAUUUUGCGCAUCAUGGGAUUGGGACUGGUAGUUGUGGACCCGGUCCGUUUGAAGGGAAUAGAUUGGAGGCUGGGCCGUUUGAGUUUAGUACUGUGUUCCGGUUGAUUGAUGGGAAGGGUGAGUGA
This is a messenger RNA of Penicillium cataractarum, 3108 nucleotides long. RefSeq lists its product as uncharacterized. The transcript has 2 exons. NCBI's taxonomy places the organism in Eukaryota, Fungi, Ascomycota, Eurotiomycetes, Eurotiales, Aspergillaceae. Gene Ontology annotation, biological process: lactose catabolic process. Gene Ontology annotation, molecular function: carbohydrate binding; beta-galactosidase activity. Bases 1 to 3108 code for a protein of 1035 amino acids. The record is from RefSeq and is a predicted model, not a curated record. Gene Ontology annotation, cellular component: beta-galactosidase complex.